CUCCAAGAACAAGCAAUUUGUAUAAAUACACGACUAUUGUGGGAAGAAUCAUUUUUAUCUAACUUUUUAUCUGUGCUGUAGGGGCAGUCAAAGCGUGUUAUUAGGCUACUGUAGAAAUUGUUAGCUGUGGCAGACCCAAAUGAUUUGUGCCGACAAUCUGCAUUGCUGACAAAAAGCACAGAACUGUAUUAGGCUACCUAUUAACUAUAUCACGGUGGCUGCGGGAGAAAUAUUAUUCGCUGUAGAAAUAACACCAUUUUACUCAGAAAGCUAAACACGAACAGGUCUCCAUUCCCGUCAGCAGUACUUUGCCUCCAUCUUGCGGUCACACAGAGUAAGUGCAACUGCAAGUGAAGAGCGGGACCUCCGUUUUGCCAGAUUCUGAUUCUCCGCCAAGUUCAGUUACACGUCAGUAGGGGACCUGUACUGGUGAGUGGACGUGUACAGCGCGCGUCAGCCGGUUCCCGGAUGCGCCAAGCAGAAACAUGGAACGGGUAGUGGUGGAAGUGCCGAUCAACAACGGUUUUUCCCUCGCUGGCCCUUCCACAACACCACGGAAGCGUCAGGUGCGUUUUUCAGCACGACAUGACAUCAUCCUUCUGCGGGAGGUCAUCGCCCAGAACCCCUUUGCCUCCAAAGAACCAGGACGGAUCUGGGCUCGUGUGGGGGAGAUCAUUACUGCAGCGCUCCAAGAUGAAAACUUUGAGGUGGAUGCCAGGAGGUGUAGAGAGAGGACCAUGCUGCUGCUAGACUACUACAAGAAACAAGACUUCCCCAGUCUGCGCAGGUUUGGAACAGAGAGGUUGUACGCUGAAAAGGAGGAUCUGCUCCAUGAGGUUUUGGAGCUGGAGGCUGAGAAGGGGCUCCUGGCCAGCGGGGAAAGCACAAAGUACCAGGAUGAUGAACUGAGAAAGCGAGCCAUGGAAGAACUAACUCUACCAGAGCAGGACAAACCCAACAUCACUAUCACACAAACACCCACUGCAGCAGAACCAGAAGAAGACCGUGAGGAAAUGGCAGAUGUUUCAGCAGCACCUAUGGCCAAGCGGCCUUGCCAGUGCUGCUGCCAGACUUACUCUGAGAUCCUCAGCUUCCUGGAGAAACGCUCAGAGGCGGAGCAACGGCUGCGGGAGGAGGAGCUUGCCCUGCGCAGGGAGGAGCUGGAGAUUCAAAGGAGUAAGAUCACUUUGGAGAGGGAACGUCUGGGAGCUGAAAGAAAAGAGAGGGAACGGAGAUUUGAGCUGGAGAGCCAGGAGAGGCAGGUCAUCUUGGACCUACUUAAAGAGAAGGUGCUGAAAGGCUGACGCUGACGCAAAAAAGGUCAAAGGCUGGAAAAUGGGGAAAAAACAUACUCCUCUAAAAUGGGAAAGGAAACUAAGGAAACAGGAAGUGAAAAGAUCAAUGGUUGAUGCAGGUCACUGACAUGGUAAAAUAACCAAACAAAAUCUGACUGAAGAGAUGAACAGUGAACUGAGAUUUAAAAUGGAGGGCAGUAAUGCAGGAUUUGCAGCUGUCUUUGUCUUGUCUGGUGCACAAUGUACCAGAAGAGACAUAAAACUAAUGACAAUGUUUAAAAGGUGCAAUAUUUGCCGAAACCAGCUGCACAAAGCAGAUCCAUUUAGAUUUCAAUAGAUGCCCUGCUUUUUAUUUUUCAUCGCACAGGUUGCAUUAGGAUUUAAAAGCACUGCAAUUACUAGAAUGUGAAAAAGGUAUGCUGUUGUUUUAUAGGUGUGGUGAUCCACUGAGCCAAACCUGGCAGACAGGUUCACCAUGUGCAAGGAUGGUCUGUUGCACAAAUGUGGAUAAAUGCAUUUCCUUAUGUAACAAAGACAUGUUUUAAUGUGUCCUGUUCACAGUGUAAGAGACACCGUUCUUUGUGCUCCCAGGAUGAAAAAGGUUGAGGAACAACUAAAAAGCUGUAUUUUUAAGUAUUUAACAUUAAAAGUUCAGGCUUUUUAAAAAUCCUGUAGCAUUAAUACAUUUAUGACUUUACACAUGUUUUAUUCACACACUACUUUUUCAAUUUGAAGACCUUUUGAUUAAAAUAUAAGUAAAACUAUAUUUUACUGACUGUAAAUCCACUGCACAUUGACUGGUAAGCACUUUUGUAGAGCAAACAAUACAAGCCAUUAAGUGUGUGUCCCUAUUCCAUAGAUUAUACAGAAACAAUGGAGCUAUUUUUGAACUGAAAUUACAUUAUGUGUUAAUGUCACAUUUUAGCACUGCUACAUUCCUUUUGCUAUAUAGUUAUUAGUCAAAUGCAUCUUAACAUAGGGUGUUUCUUUUUAUUCUCAUGAUUUAUUAAAUGAUCUGGCUUUUAUUAUAUGCUACUGUAAACUUGUGUAUAUUGUUCAUUAAAAAAAAGUUUUUUCUUUAAAUACCCACAAAAUAACCUACUUUGUAUAAAAUAAAAAGUUUUGAGAAAUUAAAAAUUUAAGAAAUUUUGUUUAACCUAAAAAGACUACAGUGUGACUGCACAUGA
Molecule: messenger RNA, 2482 nt
Organism: Micropterus salmoides (largemouth bass)
Lineage: Eukaryota; Metazoa; Chordata; Actinopteri; Centrarchiformes; Centrarchidae
Product: scaffold attachment factor B1
Exons: 7
Coding region: 486-1304 (272 amino acids)
Source: RefSeq, a predicted model, not a curated record